CGUUACACGCAAACAGGAUUCAAGGUGCGGUGUCCCGGCCUGAGUGAGAUGGCCUUCAUGAUGAAAAAGAAAAAGUACAAAUUCUCGGUGGAGGUCGACCUCGAGGAGCUCACGGCGGUGCCAUUCGUCAGUGCCGUGCUUUUCGCCAAGCUGAGGCUUCUGGAUGGCGGUUCCUUUGUUGAUCAUUCCACCAGGGAGGAAGUGCAGGAGCACACGGUGAGAUGGAAUGCGAAAUUCGAGUUUUUAUGCAAAAUGAGCGCCAACGCGUCCACGGGCGUACUCGAUCCAUGCAUUUUAAGGAUAUCUGUGAGAAAGGAAUUGAAAGGAGGCAGGUCCUUCCAAAAAUUGGGCUUCACCGAUCUAAACUUGGCCGAAUUCGCAGGAGCUGGCUUCUGCCGAAGAAGAUGCCUUUUGGAGGGUUACGAUGCGCGACAUCGUCAAGAUAAUUCUAUGUUACGCGUAGCCAUAAAAAUGAAUAUGCUCUCCGGUGAUAUCCUAUUUAAAGUCCCUUCCCCAUCGUCGAAACAAACGCAGUUGGCGGUGCCCGGGGUGCAAGGUGUACCUGGUGUUACCGGUGACGAAGUGACGGCAUCCGAGAGAUGUUCUAAUCGAGAGGAUUAUGUAUCUACCGGUUCCCUGGCAGGAAGUAUAGCAAGUGCCAGCAGUGGUUUUGGCAGUCUUCCUAAGAAAAGGCCUGCACUUUUCACUUCCGAACUUCUCAGUGGAACAGAAACGUACGAUCCGAUGACUCUAAGCGAAAUCGUACCUUCGGCGGUUCCUGUGGAGGCUCUAGUAGAGGCACACACGGAAUCUGGACACUCACGCAACAGCAGCAAUACGAGUCAACUUAGUAAAGGGUCCGGCUACGGUUCCUUAAAUUCGCACAGUCAGCAUAGCAGGCAGAGCAGUAGUGGUGACAGCGGUCACAUUAGGUCACCUUCCUGGCCGGUAUGGGCACCACGAAUCCUUAAUUCCCCCCAAAACUUAUCCACACAACCGAUUGCCUAUCGACCUGAUACCUGUAUCGAACCCCUGCCAUUGCAUCCAUCUUCUCUGUCGCAUAUAGCCUCCAGAGCUCGGUUCUGGUCGGCAUCGAGCCCUCUCUCCUCUCGUAGUGGUCCAAUUGAUGUGGAAGAUCCGAUGAAAGUAGACAUUAUUGCGAAGAACGUUUAUUCGGUCGGAAAGCAACCGCUUUACGAAAUCGGGAACGGUUUCUUAAAUGACAACGAUUCACACGAAUGUCGCAAUGACGCGAACGCAAAUACCCGGAUGGCACCCGGGAUCUUUAGGGUACCAGACGUACCGCGACAUUCGCGCAAGAAUUACGAGAGGAACAGCUUUGAGGCGCGUAACGAACGUAACGUGAUAAUGAGCUCGAUCGCCAAGGAGAGUAAUGGGCAACAGAGUAACGUCUUCCCAAUCGUAAAGUCGAGAAUUAAUACUGCGGGUUGGCGCAGCAUGUCGAAGACCUGCGAUUGCAUUGAAAAGGGCAAAACAAGCCCGGUGUUGCGACUGGUCGAUCAAGCCAGAGCUGUGUCCUCUCCUGAUCCUCUCCAUAGGCCUGACAAUCAAAGAGCCCCACUACGUCCCACGGCGACAGCUCAAACCCUCAGGGGUAUUGGCGGAGGUCACCGGAAGUUGCUGGACGGGGCGGGGGGCAAGCUGGCUACGGUCGCCACCAGUCCAGCGGACUCUGAAGAGUCCUCGUUAGGGGUACCGGAAGUCGCGCCACCGAUCUCGCAGCAUCGAAACAGCAUUACCCCACCAAAUCCUUCAGGCGGUUCAGGUCUCAGCGAAACUGGAUCCCUGGAUCGUGCUAAGGCUGCGCUAGAGCGUAGAAAAAAAGCGGAGGAUGGUGCUGGUAAUCCUAUCCUCUGUAGAGUUGAAGUCACCAGGCCGAAUCCUGAUUCUCUUAUCGACGAACUGCUUAAAGCAACGAAUUUGGAACAAACGGAUCUUGAAAGUUCCGAGACAACUGGUCUUCAACUCUUUAUUGCGAAAGACGGCACGACCGCGCUUGGUAGUCACGAGGUAAAGAGCCAGAUGCCUGCCGGUGUGUUCAAACAAGUGGUAAUGGAAGAGAACAACAGGUAACACGAAGCCAUCACUACGAGACGACAGUAUGCAAGACAGGCCAGCGCCACGUUCUCGUUGGCUCUGGUGCCAGAGCUCGUCUACGAAGCCUACGAGCCGCGGUAGUUACAAGAGAUGACGAUAAUGAUGGACGAAGAAAUCAUCGACUUGGGAGGAACAGCCAAACGCGAUACGAAGUCGUACAUCUUCGUUAGAUCGUUCUAGACUGUACCUCUUCUCUAUAUAAAAAAAUCUUCUAAAUAGUCGAACUAAUAUUCGUCGAAGUAGUACGUUCGAGUUGAUUACUUCGUGUGAAAUCCAUUGUACGGAUUCGCAAGACCGAGACUCAUAUUAAUCAUCUCAUAAGUGCGCAUUUAAAUGUGAAUGAUCGAACAGUCGUAUGCAGCUUGCAAGGUUGUUAAUUGCGUCUCAACACUCGAUCCUCCAAGAUAAUGUUCAUACGUGGAUUUUGCGUUUUCCAAAAUCUCGUGCAACGAAUGAAAUCUAUAAUGUAUAGUGUUGCUAUUCA
Messenger RNA from Cyphomyrmex costatus, 2602 nucleotides. Its product is annotated as protein FAM102B. The coding region runs from base 49 to 2094 and encodes 681 amino acids. NCBI's taxonomy places the organism in Eukaryota, Metazoa, Arthropoda, Insecta, Hymenoptera, Formicidae. The transcript has 9 exons. The record is from RefSeq and is a predicted model, not a curated record.